AUGACUGGAUUCAAAGAUCGAAUAAAGCGCUUCUUCGGAGAAGAUGCCUUCGAAUGGUUCUCAAAACACUACAUCGUCGACUGGAUAACCGUCGCCAUUAUAUGGGCCAUUGCCUUUUAUACCAAAACCAUAACAGUAACUAUACGGGAUUUCUCACCGACAGAUCCGUUAAUCCAGUUCGAGCAUCGGAAGAACCAAGUAUCCUCUCCUUUCAAUCAAUUCGUCGCCCUACUGGCUCCAUCGGCGGUGGUCUUUGCUGUUGCAGUGCUUAAACGCUCUCUAAUGGACCUGCAUCACGGUAUCGUUGGGCUUCUGGUCACUCGGGGGCUCACUGCUGCUAUCAUACGUUUCAUGAAAAAUAGGAUAGGUCGACUUCGUCCCGAUUUCAUGUCCCGUUGUCAAUGGGACGAACUUUUGAAGAAGUGCACUGGGAAGGAAAAGGACAUCACGGAAGGACGCAGGUCCUUCCCUUCCGGUCACUCUGCCACUGCCUGGUCCGGGAUGUUCUACUUGUCCUUGUUUCUUGCAGGGCAAACCGCGGCUUGGUGCUUCUCGUCAAACAGACUUGCUCCGCGAUUGUUGUCCAGCAGAGUUCUACGCUUCGGGAUCACCCUUGUUCCUCUCAUCUGGGCAUCUCACGUUGGGCUGAGCAGAAUGGAAGACAACAGGCAUCACAAGGAAGACGUUAUCGUCGGAACCUUCAUCGGAAUCCUAGUAGCCACCAUUUGCUACUCCAUGUUCUGGCCCAAUCCACUCUCCACCAAAUCUUUCGCUGUCGAGCGAUUCGGUCAACCACGAUACCUUUACGACACAGAAGCCCCCUCUCGAGAUGACCGAUUCCAGUUCGAACUUGCCCCAAGAGAAGACCACGAACAUUCGAAUGCAGUGUAG
This is a messenger RNA of Coprinopsis cinerea okayama7#130, 891 nucleotides long. RefSeq names its product lipid phosphate phosphatase 1. Lineage: Eukaryota; Fungi; Basidiomycota; Agaricomycetes; Agaricales; Psathyrellaceae. The transcript has 7 exons. The record is from RefSeq and is a predicted model, not a curated record. Gene Ontology annotation, molecular function: phosphatidate phosphatase activity. Bases 1 to 891 code for a protein of 296 amino acids. Gene Ontology annotation, biological process: phospholipid metabolic process.